AUGGAGCCAUCAUUAACUCAAGGAGCUGGCUACGGCCUUAUUGUUGGGGGCGGUGCAUUUUUUGCUAUUGUGAUGAACUAUGUCACUUUUCUCCAAAACAAGUAUAGUGCCCAUAACUCGAAGAAAGUUGAUGAGUUUGUUAGUGGCAGUAGAAACGUUGGUUUUGGACUUUUACUAAGCGGUAUUUUGUCAAAUUGGACAUGGAGUUUAACUCUUUUGGAAUCUGCAGUAAAAUCAUAUGAUAUUGGGAUCUCGGGGAGUUACUGGUAUGCCAUCGGUGGUAUGUUACAAGUCAGCGUGUUCUCAGUUGUCUCUUCCAAAAUCAAGAAGAAUGCCAAUUUGGUGACUACAUUUCCCGAAAUGGCGUAUUUUCGAUUCGGUAAAGCUGGCCAUUUGAGUUUCUUGUGGUGUGGCUUUGUGUGCAAUUCGAUUGUGAGCAGCUGUAUCUUACUAGGCGGCUCGGCCGUGUUCCAUGCCGUCACUGGUGUAAGUCAAUAUGCUACGUUGUUCCUCAUUCCAUUCGGCUGCGCCGUGUAUGUGAGUUUUGGUGGAUUGAGGGCAACAUUCAUUUCAGAUGCCACACAUACCUGUAUUAUCUUGGUGUUCAUAAUUGUGUUCACCCUAGAAGUUUAUUAUGGAAACGAUAAGAUUGGAUCUCCUCGUAAAUUGUGGGAGAUGUUGCAGUCAUUACCCCCAGUUGAUGACAACUACCAUGGUUCAUAUUUGACUUUUAGAUCGCAGCAAGGUGCCAUUUUUUCCGUUAUCAGUUGUAUUACCGGUUUUGGAUUGGUUGUCAAUGACCAAGCAUAUUUGUCUAGGGCAGUGGCAGCUGACCCCAGAAUUACUUCUAGAGCAUAUUUCUUUGCGUCAAUUUGUUGGUUUGUUAUACCUUUUGCAAUGGGUGCAGGUUUGGGUCUUGGUGCAAGAGCAUUAACUGUUUACCCCGAUUUCCCCAAACUUUCUGAUUUUGAAGUUGGUGAAGGUCUUCCGCCAGUGGCAUGUGCUACAUAUCUCAUGGGUAAAACGGGGUCAGCAAUGAUCUUGGUUAUGAUAUUCUUUUCAGUCACUUCUUCCUUCUCUGGUGAGCUUAUUGGGACAUCAACAUUGAUUUCCUACGAUAUUUACAAGAGGUACUAUAAACCUGAUGCCAAACCAAAUCAAGUUGUUAGAGUAGCCAAGAUUAGUGUAUUUGGUUGGGCCAUUUUCUCGUCUUGCUUAGCUUCCAUAUUUUAUGGUGCGGCCAAGAUAUCUAUGGGAUGGCUCUUUAACUUUUUGGGCUGCGCCACUGCAGCUGGUGUGUUCCCUAUAGCAUUGUCAUUUGUAUGGAAAGACCUAAACAAAGUAGGUGCUGUUGGUGGGUCAAUUGGGGGCAUGGUUCUAGCCAUUAUGGCGUGGUUGAUUGCAUGCUAUAAAUUAACGGGUGAGAUUACUGUGACAAACUUGUCACUGCAAUGGGUAUCGUUUACUGGAAAUGCUGUGGCAUUGGCUUUUGGAGGUAUUAUUUCAAUUACUGCAUCGUUAAUAUCACCGGCAAAUUUUGACUUUGAAAAGACCAGGAACAGAACAAGCUUAAUGCCUAAAAGUAAAGAAAUGGAGAUUGUGGAGAAUAGUAGCAGUGAUGGAGAGCUGGUGUUGGGAAAAAUAGAAAGCAAGGUUGAAAGUGCAGAGAAAAGAGAAAGAGAGAAGAAUGCGGCGGUGGUAAUGGUGGAUGUGGUCCUACUGAAGGAUGUAAAAAAUGAAGCAGAAAGUAAGUCAAUUGAGAAGGCAAGGAGUAAAGCAAACGACAAUAAAAAUGAUUCUGAAAUUGAACAAGAUCUAGUCGAUAUUGAAUCUAGCACAAGUAAUUCUGAGUUGGAUAUGAAUCUUGAUGCAGUGAUUGACCAUAAGCAUCUUGAUCAUCAAUUUAAAAAGUAUUGUGGUCUUGUUGCUCUUGCUGUACUAAUAUUGGUUUUUGUCAUACCUGUACCCUUGGGUGCAAGUCCCUAUAUAUUCAGCCCUCACUUUUUGGAGGGAGUGGUUAUUAUUAUCAUCAUAUGGUUGUUUUGUUCAUUGUUUUAUGUGGUAAUCUUACCAAUAGUCGAGGCAAGAAAGAGUAUUUGGCGUAUCUUCAAGGCCUCAGUACUGUUCAGGAAAGAUAAAAGCCAAGAGUAA
Messenger RNA from Lodderomyces elongisporus, 2151 nucleotides. It is a transcript of the gene DUR4, whose product is annotated as Dur4p. Gene Ontology annotation, biological process: urea transmembrane transport. Bases 1 to 2151 code for a protein of 716 amino acids. Gene Ontology annotation, molecular function: urea transmembrane transporter activity. Gene Ontology annotation, cellular component: plasma membrane. Lineage: Eukaryota; Fungi; Ascomycota; Pichiomycetes; Serinales; Debaryomycetaceae. The record is from RefSeq and is a predicted model, not a curated record. The transcript has a single exon.